This is a messenger RNA of Phytophthora nicotianae INRA-310, 2796 nucleotides long. RefSeq lists its product as hypothetical. The record is from RefSeq and is a predicted model, not a curated record. Lineage: Eukaryota; Oomycota; Peronosporomycetes; Peronosporales; Peronosporaceae. The transcript has a single exon. Bases 1 to 2796 code for a protein of 931 amino acids.
AUGCUGCGACGCCAUCGUGUUGGAGACGACUCUGAAGUGGAAGCCGGGCAGGAAGGAAACGAUGCCAAGAGUACUGAGAUCUCACUGGCUGCUCCGACAUCGCCAAGCUCAACAACUCCAGACCCACACGCCUCAUCUGCAACAGAUUCAGCUCCACACGUCCAGCGUGAUGAUAGAAUUAAACGGAUAGCAAGGAACCCGGUGCCGUUUGGAAGUCUGGUGGAAGCCAUGAGCUACGUGGUAUUUCUCAUCCUGUUCAUCCUGGCCACCACUGUGGUUGAAGAGAAUACUCAAGCUUUCUACUUUGCCAAUCGACUGAAAACUGCACUCGUCGAUCAGUCCUUCACAGUACCGACAGUCUCUACGUCCUCUACGUCAACUUCACCACCUGUUAGCAGUUCAUUGCCAACCAGCUUCACUGCAAUACGAGAUCAAGCGCAGAUGUGGGCGUUCCUUCAGGGUCCCUUUGCUGACGUCGUGUACGGUACUGUCGACGUGAGGAAUGCUACGACCGAAACGGGAAGUGUAAUUGCGACUUCCAACCGCUUAUUAGGAGGCGUUCGUCUUCGAACUCUGCGUGUAAAAGCUGGAACGUGUCCACCGUUGCGUCAAAUUCCCGAGUACGAGACGAUUGUUCCGUUUUGCUAUGGCAAAUUUUCCAGUGACGUGGAGGAGAAGAAAGGUUACGGUCUCAUUCUCAACAGCGAAGAUAUCGUUGCGUCGAUAAGUUACGCUACAGCGAGGUUAUUUUUCAAUGAUUUGGAAUUAAAUGACGUCACGAAGACAUAUACUCAUCUCCAAACGUGUUAUUCGGACUGCGAACGGGUCUGUGGAGAGGAAUUUGGUGUCGACAAGUUUCGAUACAUCUCCCAGUGCACUGCGCAGUGUGCAGUUCAGUGUACGUGCAUUUACGAAGAACCAAUUGGUAUUCAUCUCUGUACAGAUCCCAAUCCGAAUGGGGAGGGAGGAGCGAUCCCUACCGCUGUGCACGCGUAUAACUGGAGUAGUGCCAAGGUAACACAAGCGAUGACAGUGCGUGGCUACACUGACGUAUCGUUUCCAGGAUCCGGCUACGUGGUGGAUCUAGGCUUGAAUGGGACGCUCUCUCGUGAGAGGUUGGUAGAACUAAAGACUGACAGAUAUCUCGACCUUCCUACUCGCGCCUUGAUUGUGGAUUUUACCGUCUACAACGCGUAUCUGCAACUCUUCAACAUUGUCGAAAUUGUGGUCGAAUUUCCAGCUUCUGGGGGCGCAUUUGUUCAGCUCUCGGAUGCAGUUCUGCGUCUAUUUCGUUACUCUUCGGCGAGUACAGGGCGGAUUAUAUUGGAGGGUUUUGUGGUAUUUUAUGUCAUGAUCCAGUGGUGGCGCAUGCUGAAAGAAAUGUAUCGUGACGGGGUGAAGGGUUUCUUGACUGCUUCUCUGUGGAAUGUACUUACGGCGUUGCAUCUCGUUGUAUUCGCAGCAACAAUCGCUGUAAGACUCUACACCAUCGAUCUAGCGUACGGAACAAUGAGUGGGAAGGCGGCAAAAGCAGUCACGUCGGCUUCACUGGAAGAAAUCCCGAACUUGCAAGGACUUGCAACUGUUCUGUAUGUUGAAAGCGUGGUCGAGAGCAUCAAUGCGGCUCUGGUGUGGAUCAAGCUGCUGCAGUACACCACAGUAUCUAAGCGCAUGAGUCUGUUGCUGCGGAUGUUAGGUCGUGCUGCUCGUGAUCUGGCGUGGUUCUUCGUCUGUUUCCUCGUUUGCAUUUGUGCAUUUGCACAGAUCGGUUUGCUGCUCUUCGGGUUAGAUGUGCGUGGCUUUAGUUCUCUUGGUGUGGCAAUUGUCACACUGUUGCAAGCGGUGGCAGGAGAACUGGAUUAUGUUGGCAUGGCGGAUUCUCACCGAGUGGCAGGCCCAGUUUUCUACAUUUUGUACUAUCUGCUGUUGUUGCUCAUCUUGGUGAACGUUUUCUUGGCCAUUCUCAACGACGCGUACAUGCAGACAAUCACUGAACAAGAAGAGGAAGACGAAGAGCUAGCGACGGCUGCUCAUGACCAUCUCAUGGGCUGGGAUGAGUCUGGAGAUGUGGUAGAUGCCAAUGCAGAUAUUUCUCCCAGCGAAGAGCGAGCGCUCCAAGCUGCUCGACGUGAAAUGGAACAGUUGCGUAAAUAUCCGUUUUCGAAGGGGUUUUCGCCAGCGUUUAGGCUACUUGUGGCAGACUCGAAACGUUUCAUUGCCGAAAUUCGCCAUGGCAACAAAGGUGUGAAUUUCACGAAAGUGGAUCCUCUCAUCAUGUUGCCCAAGACCAAGAAUAAGUGGCCACAACCUAGUGAGACUGCAUCUCGCAAGUUAACACGGCAUGUGAAGCGACAGGUAGCAAGCGAGUUACUGGAAGCGGAAGACCGAAUGCGCGUUAGCAGGCGCGUGGAGUUGCAACAAUCACAGAUUGAGAAUUUGCGGCAUACAGUGGAUGAAGACGUCGCUGCUCGACUCGAGGCUUUGGCGGAGAGUAACCGGCUUAAAACUAGGCGGAUGCAAGAUCUGGAAAAGACUCUUGGUUCCAUUGAGAAGCUGUGCAUGCAGCUCGUGAGCGACACUGCUUGUUUACGUGUUGACAGUGAUGAAGACGGCGAGAAGACCAGACCAUCGUCUCGAACAGCGUCGUCUCGGCCGUCCCGAACUUCGUCUCCAGCUAUCGGAGGGAAGCGAAAGUCGUCUGGAGGCUCGAAACGUAGUCUCUCAUUCGCAAUCAUGACAAAUCGACAAAAGGAACGCAAAAGCGCUGGUGAGGAAAUAGAGGAGAUCAACCUGUAG